AUGCGGGGGAAAGUCACCCUGAAGCAACCCGAGGCUACGAGGCUACGCUACAUCCUUUCGCAUUCGCAUUCGCUUUUUAUUCUUUCACUUGCACAUAUUCCCGAAAUGAAGCUCUCCAUCGACUGCCCCUUAGUCCUCCUCCUUUUUAUUUCCCCGAUCGCCGCGAUUGGCACCUCAUGCUUCAAAGUCGUCUCCGCGCUGGUCGGCCGACCGACGCACCUCUUCAACAAGUUCCAGAGUGAAAUAUGCGACGCCGGAUGUCAGCCCACAGUCCCGCAUUGGGAUCUCUGGACGCGCAAUAACACCUUCGUGCCCGCCGUGCGCAGUCUAAUGCACCGCAUGAACGUCCCCCACAAAGAGGAAGCGCUACUCAAGAUGGGCGACGAUGUCGCGCUGACCAUCAAGAGAAGUUGCGGGCCGAUGCUCGGGGGCGGAACACACAUCUGCUCCGACGCAGAGACCCUGGCUGGCUUCGGAAAUUGCUUCAAGCGCAACUUUCUCAAGGCUUCGAUCAAGCAUCUCCCGACUUUGAUCCCAAUGGCAUCGGAGGAAUCGUGCAAGGAACAACUCAGGUUCUUGGAGGGCGAUGAGCUAUGGGAGGAAACCAUUCCUCAGAACAUGAGGGACUAUGCCAAGGUGUGCGACUCAUUGGGGCCGUUUGAACAUGAGGAGUUAUCCUCUAUGGCGUUCGCCACGCAUUCCCGCUCUCUGCGGCCGAUAUUCCGUCCUUUACAACUCCGACACGCCUCUCAGUUCCAGCCCCUCGUGCCGCCAUCACCAAGUUCCCUAGGCAAACCCACUGCUGCGAAAACGUACACGCGAACCCGCAAAUGGCUACGUCGAUUCUUCUAUGCCUCGCUCGCAACGGGCGUUGCCUACGGCAUUGAUAGCCAAUUCUACGCCUCAUCGCUGACGCGAACGGCGCGCACCUUCUCCCUCGGUCUCCUCGUGGCCAUCGACUAUAAAAUUAAUUUCCGCCCCAAUCCACCAUUGGCUAGCUCAAUUGCGGCCGUGCAUGCCCGAAAUGCAGAACGAUUGUCCGAUUUGCUGAGGCAUAAUGGCGGACUAUACCUGAAAAUGGGCCAGGCGAUCGCUAUGCAGUCUGCGAUAUUACCCGCGGAGUUCCAGCACAUGUUCUCACGAAUGUUCGACGAUGCACCACAGAAUGACUGGAAAGAGGUGGAGAAAGUGAUCAGGGAGGACUUUGGAAAGUCACCCGAGGAGGUCUUUGGAGUCUCGUUUACAGGCGAGUCUGGCAAAGGUGUGAUGGAACGCAAAGCCCGAGCCAGUGCCAGUGUGGCUCAGGUUCACUGGGCCCGACUGCAGGACGGUAGUGAAGUCGCCAUCAAGAUCCAAAAGCGGGAGAUUGUACAGCAGCUCGCAUGGGAUCUUUGGGCCUUCAAAGUUGUGACACUCAUCUACAGCAAGCUGUUUGACAUCCCGUUCUACAGUCUAGUUCCUUACAUCAGCGAGCGGCUAUCGCUCGAAACCGAUUUCGUGAAUGAGGCAGACAACUCGGAAAACAUGGCGAAGCUGGUCGCCGGUGAAUCACGUCUGCGUGAUCGCGUCUACAUUCCCCGGGUAUACCGUGAACUGAGCUCAAAGCGGGUCAUGACCGCCGAAUGGGUGGAAGGCGUACGACUCUGGGACAAGCAAGCUAUCACCCGGCCCUGGCGCGGUGGCUGGCGAGAGGGAAGUCCCGGCUGCCACGGAACACCCUUAGACCAACCGGGAUCGUCUGCAGAUUAUAGGCCACGGGCAGGGAAGCUUAAGCCCGAGCGUGACUACUGGCGAGGCCACAACAACCGUGGCGGCUUGGGGCUGUCCCUGAAGGACGUGAUGACCACAAUGGUAGACUUGUUCUCCGCCCAAAUGUUCUUGUGGGGAUACGUGCACUGUGAUCCACACCCGGGCAACAUCUUCAUCCGCCGUAAGCCGUCUGGUCAGCCAGAGCUGGUUUUGAUUGACCACGGCUUGUACAUCCACAUGGAGCCUGGGUUCCGACACCAAUAUGCUCGAUUCUGGAAGGCACUUCUGACCUUCGAUAAUCGUACGCUUGGGGAGAUCGUCAAAGGAUGGGGUGUGGCCAACCCCGAUAUCUUCGCAUCGGCCACCUUGAUGCGUCCCUACAGUGGCGGUGACAUGUCCACUCAGCGGGGCAUCAAGGGGCUGAGCAAGUCCCAGCGUGCGGAGCGAAGCUACGAGAUGCAACAGGCGGCGCGCAAGGCGAUUCGGGAUAUCCUGGGCGACGAAACCAAAUGGCCACAAGAACUGAUUUUCAUCGGCCGCAACUUGCGAAUUGUCCAAGGGAACAAUCAGUUCCUGGGAUCACCAGUUAACCGUGUCAAAAUCACCGGAAUCUGGGCUUCGCGUGCGCUGAUCGAAUCUCCUGAUCUCUCGCUGGUCGAGAAGAUGCGCAACCUUGGUCGUCAUUUCGUCUUCCGCAUGGUUCUGUUCAGUACUGAUAUCUUCUUCUAUUUCACCAAGGUGCGCCAGUUCUUGCGCAUGGGUGGAGGCAUGGAAGAUGAUCUGGAGGCCCAAAUGCAGGUCAUGGCGAAGGAUAUGGGCGUUGAGUUGAAUCAUGAGGUGUUCGAAGGUACCCCCCGUCUUUCACUUUUUCGCACUUUUACACUUGGAUACUUCAAGAUGGAUGAACCGCCUAUCAUUGAUUUUGGACCUUUCUACGGGACUGAUCAUAUCGCCAAGGAGCAUCUUGUGCUCCAGAUCCGACAAGCAUGCGAGCGAUUCGGCUUCUUCCAGUUGAUCAACCAUGGUAUCCCAGCAGAUAUCCAAGCCGCCAUCCUCAAGCACUCGAGUGACUUCUUCAAUCUACCACUGGAAGAUCAAAAGAAACUAAGAUCGAGCAAAGACAUCGGAGGAUUGAACCGAGGCUACGAGCGUCUCCGCGCACAGAAUUUCGAAAAACGCACAAAAGGUGAUCUAAAAGAAGGCUUCUACCUAGGAAAAGACCUCCCUCUAGACGACGAAUAUGUCGUCCAUGGACGCUUCGGCCAAGGUCCAAACAAGUACCCAGCGGAAGUGUCUGACCCCAAUGAAUUCAAAAGAAUAAUGGAUGAGUACCAUGAUCUCAUGAUAGAUCUCGCAGUAGCAAUCAUGCAAGUCUUAGCUCAAACACUGGACUUGGACCAGAGCGUCUUUGGUGAUCUUCGUGACCAUCCAGCCUCUAUUCUCCGACUACUGCAUUACCCGCCCCAAGAAGGCAAUACGGAUCUCGAGAGAGGGAUCGGGGCACACACGGAUUUUGGGGCUGUGACUAUGCUCCUACAGGAUGAGACGGGUGGACUCCAGGUGUGGAAUAACGUUUCGUCCGACUGGGUAGACGUGACUCCUGUGCCUGGGGCGUAUGUUGUGAACCUGGGGGAUAUGAUGAUGCAAUGGACGAAUGAUCGAUAUUUGUCGAAUCUGCAUCGGGUGAUCAACAGAAGUGGCAAGGAACGAUUUAGCGUGCCUUUCUUCUACUCGGGGAACCCGAACUUCACCAUUCGGUGUCUUCCAAAUUGUGAGGAUUCGGUCUUCGGGGCGAAGUAUCCUCCUGUGACUGUUCAUGAGUGGAUGGUUGGACGAUAUGCAGAUACGUAUGGGACUUCGGAGAAGGGGAUUGAGGAGAUGCGUCGUGAGCCGCGUGGUGAUAUAUAA
Penicillium salamii is the source of this 3657-nucleotide messenger RNA. Lineage: Eukaryota; Fungi; Ascomycota; Eurotiomycetes; Eurotiales; Aspergillaceae. The record is from the annotation of a GenBank genome assembly.